UGGCUCAGGCACCUCGAGCAAACAGACAUCCCUCGCAACACAGACAGACCAAUCCGGCCAUGCGGAGUGCGAUCCUGUCGUGCUUGGCCUUGGCCGUCACGGCCAAGGAGCUUACCAAGGAGACCUGGGACGAGGCAGUGAGCGGGAAGACGGUCUUCGUCAAGUUCCUCGCUCCUUGGUGAGGCCACUGCAAGAAGAUGAAGCCCGAAGCGAGAUCGCAACGAGUGCAGGGCUGGUGCAGGGCUGGUGCCGGUGCAACCGCCCGGUGGGGGGAGUAGUGAGCAGCUCUGUGGUUGAGUGGUUUGAUUGAGUUGUGCGCUCUGUUAGGUUGAGAGGGUUGAUCAGUGGAUCUCGAAUGAUCUUGAUAAACGGUACUGGAAAUUCCUCUAUAGCUUCAUUGACUUUGGACAUGCGCAGAUGUUCAUUUUUGUCUAGCACAAUCGUCCAAUGCUUCCAAAACAUGUCACUUUGCAAGAGAGCUGAAGGAGUCCGGUGGUUUCAGUCUUUUUCAGUUUCCAAGUGGGCUGAAACAAAAACUAACAGAUCCAGGCCUGAUUCUUAGUGAAACCAGUUGCAGGACGUAACUUGCUGAUGGAUCCCACAAUUCUCCUCCCGGUCAAACAGCUGGGAAGUCCAUGAUCCGGUGCUUGAUUCUCGUCUCAGCCAUUGCCAGACCUCGGGGUAAACCCACUGAAGAACCUCGUGCAUACGCCGGAUGUGACUGAUGAAGGAUUGGGACAAGCUGAUGAAGGAGUACGAGGGCUCCUCCAACAUUCUGAUCGCAGAUGUGGAUUGCACCGCCGGUGGAAAGAGCAAGUGUGAGGAGGUGGGCGUUCGUGGCUAUCCCACCAUCAAAUACGGUGACCCCGAUGACCUCCAGGACUACAAGGGCGGUCGCUCCUUCAGCGACCUCUCGAGCUUUGCGAAAGGCUUGGGCCCAGCCUGUGGCCCUGCCAAUCCAGAGUUGUGCGACGCGGCCAAGAAGAAGAUGUUGGACGAAUUCAUGGCCUUGGACGGUACCAAGCGGGAUGCCAUGAUCAAGGAGAAGGAGGAUGAGAUCGAAAAGCUCGAGAGUGGCUUCAAGACCUUCGUGGAGGGCCUCCAAAAGCAAUACCAGGAGGGCAGCGACAAGAAGGAUGCAGACGUCGAGGCCAUCAAGACCUCGGGCUUGGGGUUGCUCAAGGCAGUGCACAACUAUGCCAAGAAGCAGAAAGGUGAGCUGUAAAGCGCUCAAACCUUCGACCUCAGUGGUCAGUGGUUCGAUCUGGAGCUGAAAUGACAAGAUCC
Messenger RNA from Durusdinium trenchii, 1287 nucleotides. The record is from the annotation of a GenBank genome assembly. Lineage: Eukaryota; Dinophyceae; Suessiales; Symbiodiniaceae.